AUGCUUGCAUCUGUGCCACAGAUGGACCCUGUUCGUUCAUUGUCUCGGAACCCUGAUGUUGUUACGCGACACCCAUCAGCAGAGGAUCUCGAUGCUGCCCAACAACUGAUUUCGUCGGCUCAGGCUGGCCGAGAACAUACCGUCGAUCGCCAUCGGGAUGAAAAUGGGAUCGCACAUAGAGGGUUCGAAGGACAAGCGGGAUCUGAUCGAUAUGGAAUGGACACAUCAGCAAAUGGAUCUAUGACCCAUUGGUCGGAAUCGCAAAAGAAUGCUCUUCCCGAAAUUGAGAAGACGUCGCCAAAGAGCCAGAAGGACACAUCAUUCUUGGGACAUUCUUGCAGUAAUUGUGGGACGAAGAGCACUCCUCUGUGGCGACGAUCACCGACAGGUGCAAUGAUUUGCAAUGCUUGUGGUUUAUACUUGAAAGCUCGGAAUGUGGCUCGUCCGACCAAACGCAACCGACUAGAACCGGGACCGGAAGCUGCUGCGCAACAGGGGCCACAACCUACUAACGUGGCUGGUUCGGGGCCACAUGGACACUGCUCGUCUGGCUCGGGUGGUUCCUGUCCCGGAGGGGGUAACUGCAAUGGAACUGGCGGAGCUGAGGGAUGCGAUGGCUGUCCAGCCUACAACAACCGAGUCUACAAGUCCGCUGCUCGAGCUCCAGUUCCGGUGCACUCUUGGAGGGCGGCCAGUGCGGAGACGGACAGACUCCCGGGACCGGAGAACGAUGCCGUAAAGAACGGUACACCAGCGGAAGGAGGGAACAUGCUGGUCGCUUGUCAAAAUUGUGGGACCACGGUCACUCCGCUUUGGCGACGGGACGAAAAUGGUCAUCCAAUUUGCAAUGCUUGUGGACUUUACUACAAAUUGCACGGUUGUUAUCGACCCACCACGAUGAAGAAAACCAUUAUCAAACGUCGAAAACGCGUUGUGCCGGCCCUGAGGGAUCAAUCUCCCACUGGAGCGGCAUAUUCGUCCCACGGCUCCUCUGCCUCGCCGGAGGCGUCGCCUGCUGUGUUGGCGCAUGCUCACGAAGAUCACUACCGGUACCUGAGUUCGGAGCCCAUGCCUGGAGACAGACUCUCAUCGCAGGCCAACCCUCAGCGGUCUUUUGGCAUCGCACCACCUCCUGUGGACUUUACGCACUUCGGUGCUGCCGGGAGCUUAUCCUUACCACAUCACCCGCCGCCUCCGAGAUUGCUGGAACCCGACCGCAUGAGCGCAACCAGACAUUCUCCCGUCCCGCAAUUCGGUCGCCGUUCCCUCUCACCCAACCCUGCCGGCAAUCCCAAGAAACGGACGCUUGCCGAGACUGCAUCAUCUGCUGAAGCUGUCUCGGUCCCUACCACCUUGGAAUCCGGCUCUAAUCAGCUGCCACCAAUAAUAUCAGCGGCGAACCCCUCUCCACCCGCGCGUCUUAGUUCGAUCUCAUCUCUUCUCAAUCAUUCAGGCAGGCAGGACGAAUCUCGCCUCGAUCCCUCGCUUGCUGCUCUUGGCCGCCAGCAGCACCAUCCCGCCGCGACCCUGGCACCUCAUCACCACUCCCCACCGCAGGCCCUACCCGGUGUCUCUGACCUAGAUAAUCUCAAAGAAGAGCGCCGUGCGAAGCUCCAGCGGGAAGCGGAAGAAAUGCGGGAGAUGCUCCGCGCAAAGGAACGAGAAUUGGCAGAGUUGGGAGUCUGA
Molecule: messenger RNA, 1686 nt
Organism: Aspergillus clavatus NRRL 1
Lineage: Eukaryota; Fungi; Ascomycota; Eurotiomycetes; Eurotiales; Aspergillaceae
Gene: sreA
Product: siderophore transcription factor SreA
Exons: 3
Coding region: 1-1686 (561 amino acids)
Biological process (GO): positive regulation of transcription by RNA polymerase II; negative regulation of transcription by RNA polymerase II
Molecular function (GO): DNA-binding transcription factor activity, RNA polymerase II-specific; zinc ion binding; RNA polymerase II cis-regulatory region sequence-specific DNA binding
Source: RefSeq, a predicted model, not a curated record